CCAGCCCAGCCUUAUCAGAGCAGAGGAGCGAGUGACACAUUUAGAGUGCAUCGCAUAUCCUCUCGCUCUCGCACCAGCCGCCGUCGUUCCCCACCCCCUCCCUCGCCGCCGGCGCCACCGCGCCGCCGCAGCGCCAUGCUCCGGCUCCGUACGUGCGUCCUCGACCACCUCAUCUCCUCUCCAGCUACCUCUCCCGUAUCCUCUCUCCACCGUCUCGUCUCCGCCGCCGCGCUCGCCGUUUCCCCAAACCCUAGCUUCGCCGUGGAGGAGUACCUCGUCUCCACCUGCGGCCUCACCCGAUCCCAGGCCCUCAAGGCCUCCGCCAAGCUUUCCCACCUCAAGUCCCCCGCCAAUCCCGACGCCGUGCUCGCCCUCCUCGCCGGCCUCGGCCUCUCCACCACCGACAUCGCCGCUCUCGUCGCCAGGGACCCGCUGCUCCUCUGCGCCCAAGUGGAGAAAACCCUGGCCCCCAACGUGGCGGGGCUCACCGGCCUCGGUCUCUCGCGUUCGGAGGUCGCACGCCUCGCCUCGAUUGGCCCCGAGAGAUUCCGCUCUAGAUCCAUCGUCUCCAAGCUGCACUACUACUUGCCUCUCUUUGGGUCCUCUGAGUACCUCCUCCGGGCCCUCAAGAGGAACUUCUACCUUCUCUCCGCUGACCUCGACGAUGUGGUUAAGCCCAAUGUCGCUUAUCUGCAGGAGUGCGGGCUAGGUGCUUGUGAUAUUGCCAAGCUAUGCAGCCGUCAACCAUGGAUUGUCACCGCCAACCUGGAGCGUGUCCAGGCGAUGGUGGAAUGCGCUGAAAACAUAGGUGUGCCCCGUGCCUCUGGGAUGUUCAGGCACGCGCUGCACGCUGUUGCAUUUCUCAGCGAGGACAAGAUCGCAGCCAGGGUGAACUACUUGAAGAACACCUUCAGCUGGACGGAUGCUGAGGUAGGCAUGGCUGUUUCUAAGGCUCCAACUGUGCUGGCGAGGUCCAAGGAGUCGCUGCAGCGCAGGUCUGAGUUCCUCAUCUCCGAGGUGGGCUUGGAACCGGUGUACAUUGCUCAACGGUCGGAAAUAAUCGGUCACAACCUAGAGGGCCGGCUCAGGCCCCGGUACUAUGCUGUGAAGUUUCUCAAGGAAAAUGGAUUGCUCAAGCGUGACCCAAACUACAGUACCGUUUUCAAGAUUAGUGAGAAGGCAUUCAGGAAGAAGUUCAUAUUCCCUCACAAGGAGGCUGCACCGCACCUCACAGAAGACUACGAUGCCGCUUGCAAGGGGGACGUGCCGACUAAUUUCAGAUUCACAUAAGCCAAGACGGGCUAUGAUGUAAUUGGGUGCUGGUUGUCUGCUGUUGUAUGACUGUUAGAUGCUGGGUUGGUCAUUGCUAACGUGUGAUGGGAUUGAUAAUUUGAUCCCCAAAUACUGGGUUAUGGAAAGGCUCCCGGGGGUAAAAAUUGAUUAUGUUGGAGAAGGACCUUAAAGAUGCAUCAUUGUUCAACUGCCAACUAUUUGUUGUUUCCAGUAAGACACAACCCUGUUGAAGUCUUGCAGUGAUUUUUGCUCCUAGGUUUCAUUAAGAUUUUGUCGCUUUGUUGGCAUUGAUAAAGGAUAUUUUGUCGCAGUUCAUGCAGUAAAUCUAUGUCAUACACUUGUGUGUUUAUAUGUUUCAUCAGGUUUGUCUGACCUAUAUGAUGAUAUCGAAGCCCAACUGUACAUUGACCUUGACUUGUUCUGCCCAGUGUAGAUGAUAAAACAGUUCCCCUUAUAAGUUGUGAUUGUUUGGAUUGCUAGCAGAUUCCUCUUUUAGCAUUUUCAAAUCUCUCAUCAUUCCUGUGCGUGUAUUUAAUUCUGUAACUAAAAUGGUAGGAUGCACAAGUUGACAUUUGGCAAUUGGCCAAGUAAGCUGUUAAGUUUAUUAGUCUACCACUUUUUUCUGAUGAUGUCUAACUUCUCAUGAACUCUUACAUUUAGUUUUAUAUCUAAAUUCUGGCUAUAGUUUAUGGAUUUCUCGAACGGUAAAGCACUAUGUUAGUAUUUCAUGAGAUAAUUUGCCAAUAAUAUAUUCGCAGUAGUGUUUGCAUUUGUGUCCAACGAGCCAGUGUUGCAAUCUACUCCCUCUGUAAAGAAAUACCUCUGAGAUGACCAUGGUGUAGCAUAAGACAGGUGGUAUUUCAUAGUGUAGCAUAAGACAGGUAGUGUCCCUACUAGAUUUACUUUGCUUUCAUUGUCAGGUGGUAAUGAAGAAAUACCUCUGAGAUGACCAUGUGCGCUUAGGGGAUGGGAGUCGAGUUCACUCACAAGAGAUGGGCCAUCAUCCUUUCUAGAAAGACUUUCCUCUGGAUAUAAAACCUAUUUCACAGGAUUUGUGAUCAAAAGAAUUGGAGUGUGUCCUUCCAACGAUUGCAUAUCAAUGCAGUCGAGAUAUAGCAGGCAAUCAAGUUUGCUAAAGGGUGAUAUGCUUAUGAUCUUAUGGAUGGAAGCCCUAGAGUUCAAUUGCCAGGACUUUCGCAAGAGUUAGGAUCAGCUGGCCCCGAGUGCAAAGAACUUCAAGAAACAA
Messenger RNA from Triticum aestivum (bread wheat), 2539 nucleotides. RefSeq lists its product as uncharacterized. The transcript has 5 exons. Gene Ontology annotation, biological process: regulation of DNA-templated transcription. Lineage: Eukaryota; Viridiplantae; Streptophyta; Magnoliopsida; Poales; Poaceae. The coding region runs from base 136 to 1290 and encodes 384 amino acids. Gene Ontology annotation, molecular function: double-stranded DNA binding. The record is from RefSeq and is a predicted model, not a curated record.